UCACGGCUGCUUUGCAAUGCCAGGCAGUCGAGGUGAGUCGAGUCGAGUCGAGUAGAGCCGAGCCGAACCUCUUGGAAUCAGUCUGAGACGUGGCCCCAUCGCAUCCUUUUCGUUUGUUACGGUAUCCUUGUGCACAGCUACCACCUGUUGAAAUCGAACGAUCUUAUCAUGCAUCGUCGUAAUUAAUAGUUCGAUACAUCGAAAUGACUACGUUUUGAAAUCACAUAUUUUAAUUAUAUAGUGAAACAUCGUGGUUCAUCGAUUGCGCGGAAACACGUUUUCUUUUGUUGUGUCUCACCAUCAAAAGUGGAAUCAUUUGUAUAAUCUUGUUUUUUUCUUGGUUAAUAUCGUUGAAGAAGUGCUAGUUUAAAAUCUAUAAUCUUGGUGCAAUGAUUUUGUGUAACACUGAAAGAUCAACUGGAAGUUUAGCAGAAAAUAUUUAAAAGAUAUCGGAUCUAAAAUAUAAAAAAUGAAAAUUGGAUUCAUCAAACAACGGGACGUACCCAAUGCAAUGUGAUUUCGUAAUGACUAUGAAUUGUUUAAAAACAAGUCGAAGAGCGUAUUAUAUUGGAAAGUGGCUUAUAGUUCAAGAUUCUGGAGAAUGUCAAGUUUCUACAAGAUGAGAAAAAAUAUCCUAUACACAAAUUAUUGGCUUCUAUGAAGGGAGAAAUUAAUUAAUGAGAGGUGUCCAUGCCGAGUGUUAAGAAAAAUCAACUGGAUGAUCUUAGGAGCGCGAGAAGAAAAUUCUCAGUGGUACCAGUUCUGUGGAAUACAACGAAAGUUAUUAUACAGUCGAGGCUGCAAAAGUGACACGUUCGUGUUUGAAAAUGUCAUCAAGUACACGUACCAUGAUAAUGUCAGGACUGAUUUUAUUGGUAUUAGCAAUAGUAUCACUCAGGGAAGUGCAAGGACACGUUGCCUUGACUUUUCCACGAGCGAGGAAGUAUGACUUGGAUUUUUUGGAUAAUGCUAGAACACCUGGCCCAUGCGGAAUGCCUCGUGGUGAUAUUAAAACUACUUUAUUAUCUGGGAGUAACUUCAACGUCACAUGGCAUCUAGCUUAUCCUCAUCGAGGUGGAUUUCGGCUGCAAAUCUUGGAUGCUCUCGAUAGACCAUUAAUUGAUUUAACUCCUGUGACGAAAAAUAGUGAAUUCGUUGAAGAUGAUGCUACGGCACAGAAUUAUGCCGUACAAUUACCUCAAAAUUUUACGUGUACAGAUUGCACAAUUCGGCUUCUUCGAGAAGCUGAGGAAUGGGGUUCAAGUUACAGAUUUUGGUCUUGUGCAGAUAUCGAUAUCAUUGAUAGAAAGACAUAUAGAGAAGAUUGCAGCGGUCAUGGUCGAUAUCUAUUAGGUAGAUGUAGAUGUGAUCGGCUAUAUCACGGUAUAAGGUGUGAAUUUAAGGAGGAAUGUCUGGACGAUUCAGACUGCGGUAUUCAGGGCACGUGCAUUAACAAUGGCGGCACAACCGCGCCCACCAAGCAUUGCUACUGCAACAUCGGUUGGUUCGGGCCAGGUUGUGCAAAAAGAUCUCCAAUUAAAACCAUAGAUGUAGAAUUGGAUAUUUAUACUAUGAAAAAGUUUUCUGACAAUUUUACUUUUUAUUGGCGUAUAUUAAAAGAAAGCAAAGAACUCGAGGGCAUUAUGGUAGUAAAUGGUACAAAUUGGGUCGGUGUUGGAUGGCGACCAAGUAAUAUAAUGCCAAUUUGUCGUUCUUUCCCUGAUAUUCAAGAACAUCCAAAAGGUGAACCGCUUCCACGGCCAGAACCAAAAGCAGAACCAGAACCAAAAACUGAACCCAAACCAGAAUCUGAACCAGAACCUAAAUCUAAACUUAAAUCUAAAUCUGAACCUGAACCUGAACCUGAACCUGAACCUGAACCAGAACCUGAACCAGAACCUGAACCUGAACCUGAAUCUGGAACUGAAAAAUCUGGUACCAGAAGAAGAUCAGCUAAAGUUCAUGAUAUUGCUUCUUUGACUUCAACUCUUCAACCUGAUACUGAUGUCACAGUGCAAACCAGUGUGACAUAUCGUGUCAGUACAAAGCAAGGACGCAAGAAAAGAUCACCAGAAUCCACAGGAAUUUCUGCAAACGGGGAACUCAUCGCCGAGCCGAGCACUGUUGACAACACGAACAUUACGUCUGAACCUAUAUCAGAACCAGAACCUAAAUCCGAGCCUGAACCCAGCCCAGAAUUAGAACUGAAAUUCAAACUGAAAUCAACUUCAGUGCCUGAAUCAACAUUCCAACCAGAAUUCAAGUCUGAAUCAGAACCUAAUUCUGAGCCCGAACCUAAACCCGAAUCAGAACCCAGCUCUGAACCUGAACCCAAAUCCGAACCAGAAUUGGAGCCGAAAUCUGAACCAGAACCAAAAUCCGAACCGGAACCCAGUUCCGAACCAGAGCCAAAGUCUGAACAGGAACCUAAGUCAGAACCGGAACCAAGUUCUGAACCGACUUCGGAACCAGAAUCGAUUUCGAGUCUCAAAUCAAGCGCAACAAAAGCUAUCCUACCUGAAACGCACAAGUAUACGCCAAAACACGAUUUCAACCCUAUGGACUGCACAGACAUUAUAAUAGGAUCAGCACGAGGCAAUAGUCACAGGAUUGGUGACUAUUAUACUAGAGAUAGAUCUACACCAAGAAAAGACGAAUAUUGGGGUGGAAGAGAUACAUUGACUGCUGCAAUGGGCUUUGAACGCAAUGGCGUUACAACGAUACUUUUUAGAAGAAAAUUGGCAACAAAUGAACCAACUGACUAUGAAAUUAUUGAUGGUAAUAUGCAAGUGAUAUGGGCUAAGGGACAAGAAUCUGGAAAAUAUAUUCAUCAUCCACCGAGUGGCAUUGAAAAAGCCAAAAUUAGUGUGAAAGAUUUUUACAAGGCUGACGAACUUAAAUAUCAUGGACAUGGAGAACAAAGAGGAACAGUGACGCUUAAUUUCUUUGAUGAAAAGAAGAAACAAGAAAUGAUAAAUGAAGAUGGUGUACCAAUGCCAAUUUCAAAUUGCAGCGGUGAGUGGCAUUAUCCGAGACAUUGUUCAUCUAUAAAUGGUACUUGUGAAUACUCUAUUCAAUGGACAUACAAAGGACGAAAGGAUCAAUUAUCAUUUGUUAUUUCCACAACUAAUACAAAUGUUUGGACUGGUGUUGGAUUCUCUGAUGACGAUAAAAUGUCACAAACAGACGCAAUAUUGGGUUGGGUUGAUGAAAAAUCGGGUCGAGCUUUUCUCAUGGAUACUUGGAUCAGCGGAUAUAAUGCUCCGUUGCUCGAUCCAUCUCAAGAUAUUUAUAAUACGGGCGGUAGUAAAGUGGAUGGUGUAACGACACUCAAAUUCUCAAGGAAACGAAUAACAAAGGACAAUAGAGAUCUUUCUUUCACAGAUGAUCACUGCUUAUAUAUGAUGUACCCAGUCAAGGGUGGUAUUUUCAAUGCUGUCAGCAAGAAAAUACGUAAACACGACGCCGUGCCUAUUGUUUCCGCUGAAAGGAUCUGCAUAAAAUCUUGUGGUCUUGAAGAAUUUGAAGAUCUUACGACACCAACACCUCCAAGAUUAUAUUAUGAUGUGGAAGUGAAACUCAUAAAUUUGGGUGAUGGUUUUACAGCGCCUAUUCCGGGUAGUUCAGAUUUUGAAAUUAUUUCAAAUACGAUAUCUGAUAGCUUUGGUCCAGUUUUUAACAAAUUACCAGGCUAUUAUCAAAUCCGUCUCGUUGAGUUACAGAAGGAUAAUGAGCAAAAUGGUGUUAUUGCACGCAUGGAUCUGAUCUUAGAUAAAAAUGAAAUCAAAGGUAGAUCGUUGAAACCUAUAGAUACCAGUGCAGCUGCAGAAAAAGCAUUAAAAGAAGCUCUCAUUACUGGAAAAGUCGGUGCAUUAAGUGUAGAUCCACAAUAUUUGUUUAUUAGAGCUCCUCGAGUAAAUGAUAUAGGUGGAGGAGAUACGAAUGAAGAAUCGUCAAUCACAUCAAAUCUAUUUCUUGAUUCGACAAAACUGUAUAUCGUCGUUGGAUGUGUUGCUGCCUUGCUUGCUCUUGUUUUAUUGCAAGCAAGCUGUACUCUUUAUAGAUCAUCGAGGAGACGAGCAACGAAGCUGGUAGAACUUCACACUUUGUACACAAUUGACGCGCUAAUUAUUAUUCAUCGUACGCUUGUUUGCCCACUAAUCCAGGAUCGUUUGAUCGCCAAUAAUGCUUGGAAGGACUACGCUUCAGGUGCGAACACAAAUUUUGCUUUCGAGGCAUUCGAGACAGAAGAAAAGGCUCCACCACCGCCAGUUUCCAGUUUACCUCGUCAUAGAGAAAUGACUGGAAACGGAAUCGGCACAGAUACCGUGGAAGGCCCUAAUAGGAUAGUAGGACCACGAGCGACAUAUAGUUUGCCACGUGCACCGGGUUCGAGGCACACAGCACCCAUUCAACCUGGUUAUUAUACACAAGAUCGCAGGGAUCAUUAUCAACGAUCGAAGAAUAAUAUGCAUAAUUUAACAGGCGGUGGUGUAUCCACUCAACCAAAUCAGCCUGAUUUUUAUUUUAUGCCCAGUCAACGUAAAUACAGUGGUGAAGUUGUGCGCGUGUACGUGGAUUAUGGAAGUCAGGCGCCGAAAUAAUGGAAGCAUAUUAGAAUUUAAAAAAAAAACGAACGAUAAGAAAAUGCAUCAGUGACAGUGCUGCCCUCUUUUCAGCCUUUCCUCGUUCAUAAAUCCAAAGCGGACGAUUAAUAUAUCUCGCUUCAGUGAAGCGACAUUGUACAUAAAACGUGUUUAGUGGACCUGGAGAAAACGAGACUUCGAAACGAGCCCUUUCCUCCGGUGCUUCUUUAAAUAUUUUUUUUUUCCUUUUGUUUUUUUUUUUUUUUUUUUUUUUUUUUUUUUUUGGGGGGUCUUUUUUUUUUUUUUUUUUUGGGGGGUCUUUUUUUUUUUUUUUUUUUUUUUUUUUUUUUUUAUUAUUUGACGGAUCGUUGUUCUAUUAUUUUUUCCCGUUGUCGUAUUUGCUCGAUUACAUGCGAGUGUCGAACGGGGGCAACACGCACGGUUUCGUUUAAAAGAAUUACGCAGAAGUGGCGCUUACGACCAAAGAGUUAUCGAUAAGGCGCACUCGGUGCGCGGUUCUGUACAAAAGCGCGUGAAGAAACACACAACACAAUAUCACUGUAAUUCUCGAUGCGUAUCCCGAUACGUGUGGAAUGUAUCCAAAUUCGUGCGUCAUUACAGCAAUAUUUUACAUGUAUUUACGAGCAAGCAUGGAUGUUUGAGCAAUAAAACAUUUGUACAUUUUUCUAAUUGAAUGCAUGCUUUUUUUUUCUCAAGGAUAAACAAAUUUCAUCAAAAUAACCCGUUGAAAGGAGGAUUUUGUUUCUGUUUCGUAUUACUAUUAAUGUUAGUUAUGUUUAUAGUGACUUUUUUUAUCAUACUGUUCAGUUAGUUUGUAAAAUAGAAUUGAGAUUGAAGUUUAAACUGUCUUUUUAAAGAAAUUUCUUUUUUUAAAUGCAAUCACAUGUUUCUGCAUAAAAGCGACACAAAUAUAUAUGUUUAAUAUUAUCUAUAAAAUGUUAAGGUGAAAUAUUCCAAAUAUAUAUUUUGAUUUUUAGGUUUUGCAUAUCUCAUCGACGAUAAAUCAUGCAUAUUUCAUUUAUAAAUAACAAAAUAUGGAAUAAAUGAAAGAAGUAAAAUAAUUCGAAGAUAUCAAUCUAUGACUAUAUAAUAUCAACAAUAGUGUUGAUAAUUAUAAUAAUGACAUUAGAAAUAAGUAAACAAGACGUUGUAAAUAGUAUCUGCUAAAAAGAAUUUUCAUUGUGUAUCUGAAUCUCAUUUUGCUACUCCUUAAAUGGAUUAUUAGAAACUGUAAUACUUACAAUGACGAUAUUGUCAAUAAGACAAUCGUGUUGGUACGGAUCAUAAAUUAUUACAAUAGUGAUAAAAUUAACGAUAAUACUUGUAAUAAUCAUAAUAACGAUAGUAGCAGCAGUAAUAACGAUGGCAAUAAUAUUACAGUAUUAAUAUUACAUUAACGUCAUUAACAACGGCGUCGCGCGCAAUGACUUCCGACUUAUUCUUCAUGAGCGAUGGAAUAUUCAAGAUCAAUAUAAUUAAUAAUAAUAAUAAUAAUAAUAAUAACAAUAGUAAUAAUAAUAGUAAUAAUAUAAUUAAUAAUAAUAAUAGUAAUAAUAAUAGUAAUAAUUAUAAGGCGACGCCACCAGGUAAGCUUUUUUAAUAUACCUUUGAAAGUCGUGUAUUCGGAAGCCAAUUAUAGCACGCAUUGCCUUCCUUGAUCCUAUUAUUAUAUAACUAGUAUCGAGCACAUAUUUUCGGUCCUACUGUAAAAUUCUUUUUCUUCUCUUCCGUCACAUAGUGAUGCGAAGUAUGAGAAACAAGAAUCGUGCUCUGAAUCACGUACUGGACAUACCCGCCAGAAAGCGUAAAUAAAAUAAUAAAUUUAUAUUUUAUCUCUGAAAAGAUGAGAGA
Apis dorsata (giant honeybee) is the source of this 6458-nucleotide messenger RNA. RefSeq lists its product as uncharacterized. The record is from RefSeq and is a predicted model, not a curated record. Lineage: Eukaryota; Metazoa; Arthropoda; Insecta; Hymenoptera; Apidae. Bases 828 to 4604 code for a protein of 1258 amino acids. The transcript has 19 exons.